GUCAACACGGUAUUCAUACUGUGGCAACACCGACAGUGCGCUCGACGACGUUUUGUGUUCUCGUGGCAUUAGUAUUUCGCUUUUGACGCAUGAAAUGUUGAGCAUUGUCGGCGCAGAGAUUGUUGGUAUAUGAGUUAGGUGUUUACAGCAAGAGAAAACCAACGUGUCAGUCGUACAAUCGUCCACACGAUUUUCCCAAGAUCUCAAAAGACGAUAUUCAACAUCCAAAGAUGUCGAGCGCCAUAGCUGGAAUAUUUAACUCUUUCCAAGACUAUCUAAAUGCCGAACAAGAGCUACGCGAGCAAAUCAGAACAAUUGUCAAAGAAAUUGAGCAGAGUGCGAGGGAAAUUCUCAUGGUACUUCAGAACAUCCACAAUGAAAAUACUGGCGAAGAGAAUACUAUAGUUUCUGAGCACUGCGCCAAGGCAAGGAAGCACUUUGAAGAUGUAAGAAAGGGGUACGCUAAGCUGGCUGAUGUUGUACCAAGCAAUCAAUACUAUCGGUUUCACGAACAUUGGAGAUUUGUUACGCAGAGAUUAUGCUUCCUCGCAUCUCUAACUGUUUAUCUGGAGGUCAAAGUACUUGUUCACAAAGACACAGUUGCAGAGAUAUUAGGAGUAAAGAGUAAUCGUGAGGAUGGCUUUCACCUGGACCUCGAAGACUUCUUGAUAGGCCUUCUUCAGUUAUCUUCAGAACUGUGCCGUUUUGCCAUAAACAGCGUGACCAGUGGAGACUACGAUCGUCCGAUAGAAAUAUCGCGAUUCGUGAACGAGUUAAACGCAGGUUUCCGGUUAUUAAACUUGAAAAACGAUUCCCUCAGAAAACGAUUCGACGCUUUGAAAUACGACGUCAAAAAAAUCGAGGAGGUUGUCUAUGACCUCAGCAUCAGAGGACUCAAACCUACGGUACAACCGCCGACUCAAGUUGAGUCGAAAUAAGACGUAGUAUUUUCCUCUUUCGCAUCGGUAUCGACCUUUGCGAAGUGGAAACUGCGAAAGUCGCCUGGACGAUACGCUUCAUCUCCUAUUUUCCAAGGAUAAAGUGUUCCUUUCAGGUUAUCCGCACGGGAUCUGAAACGCCCCCAUUUUUGAUUCUAAUACUUUUAUAAUGAUCGCUAUGAUAUAAUGUAUUUAUAAAAACCUUGACGAAUAAUAAGACGCUCUCAAUUCGG
This is a messenger RNA of Athalia rosae (coleseed sawfly), 1171 nucleotides long. It is a transcript of the gene trsn, whose product is annotated as translin. The transcript is spliced from 5 exons. NCBI's taxonomy places the organism in Eukaryota, Metazoa, Arthropoda, Insecta, Hymenoptera, Athaliidae. Gene Ontology annotation, molecular function: sequence-specific DNA binding; RNA binding; single-stranded DNA binding. Gene Ontology annotation, cellular component: cytoplasm; nucleus. Bases 231 to 938 code for a protein of 235 amino acids. The record is from RefSeq and is a predicted model, not a curated record. Gene Ontology annotation, biological process: RNA metabolic process.